AUGGACAACAACUGCCGGGCGGUUUUCUUUGGCCAACGUAGUGCAGUUCUUUUAUUGGUACUGUUAUUGUCGUGUGUUGCCAUUGUUGUUGUUGAAGUGGUUGGUGGUGCGGAAACAAAGUUUGCUAGAUAUACAGUUUCGAAUUUUGCUGGAUAUUCUGAUGAAUUUGGAAAUGGAGGUGAGGCUAUUGAUGCCACUCUGGCGUAUCCGUACGAUAUGUUCUUUUCAUCGCAGAAGAAUAGUCUUUAUUUCACUGACCAUUAUCGCCGUGCUGUUCGAAAGGUGUCAUUGACAGAUGGAAAGAUAUCCAUCUUCCAAAAUGAUAAUGGCAACUAUGAAUACAAAGGAAUUGCAGGUAAUGACUAUUUUAUUUACUAUACUUUUGGAAAUGGUGUUUACGCCACUAAUAUCGAUUUUCUUUCCCCUUCGAUUUUUGUGGCUGGAUCAGAUACGGCAGGUUUCUCAGGAGAUAAUUCAUUGGCAAAGAGUGCUCUAUUGAAUAAUCCUACAGGUCUUUUCUAUUCAGCAUUUGAUGAGUGUCUUUAUGUGUGUGAUAGCGGAAAUCAUGUUAUUCGAAAGAUUGAUACCAAUACUAAUGUUAUUACUACAAUAGCAGGAAAUGUAAAUACUAACAAUACAUUCUAUGGAGAUGGAAUUCUUGCUUUGAAUGCUUCUUUUAGUUAUCCUCAAGGAAUCUAUGUUUCACAAUCGAGUGGUGAAAUUUUUGUUUCAGAUUCCGGAAAUAACAGAAUACGAAAGAUUUUGACAAACGGAACUAUUGUAACUCUAGUUGGUACUGUAAAUAUUGGGUUUGAUUCUGAUUCAAGUGGACUUUCAACCACUUUGAAUAAUCCAACUAAACUCUGGAUGAACAAAUUGGAAACUGAGUUGUACAUUGCGGAUACUGGUAACAAUAGAAUUAGAAAAUAUGACACAUUGAGUGGAAUGGUAACUACAAUUGCAGGUGGUGGCACCAGUGAUAAUAUUAGUAUUCAAGCAACUCAAGCUCAAUUAUAUGAACCGCGUUCAAUUAUGAGAAAUCCAUUCACUGAAGAGUGGUACAUUCUCGAGAGUAGGGCUGAUAGAAUUAGUUUGCUUUCUCAAACUGGUACAAUUUCAAGAUUUUGUGGAUCUCCUUUUGAACCAUCUUUUAACUCUGAUCCUUUCAGUAUUAGAUUGACCAAAACUUAUGGAGUAACAAAAGUUCAGAAUGUACUCUAUUUAACACAAAGUUUGACUCACUCAAUAUUACAAAUUAAGAAUUCACAAGUAUAUUCAUUCGGUAAAGGAGAAGCAGGAUUUGCAGGAGAUGGCCUUGUUUUAGAUUCAAAUACUCAAUUCAAUAACCCAACUGCUGUUGCUUUUUCAAGUGGAACCAAAGCAAUUUACAUUGCUGAUACAUACAAUCAUAGAAUUAGACGAAUUGAUCCAAUUACCAAUAUUAUUACAACAAUUGCUGGAACAGGAAGUCCUGGAUAUAAUGGAGAUAAUAUUUUGGCAACAAGUGCAAAAUUGAACAACCCUCUUGGUGUGAGUGUUUGGUACGAUAAUCAAACAAUGACAGAUAUUGUCUAUAUUGCAGAUACUUUUAAUAACAAAAUGAGAAGAAUCAAUUCAAAUGGUUUUAUUGAGACUCUUAUUGGAGUUGGUAAUCGACCAGGUAAAAAUAAUCAGCAACUUUGGCAUCCUCACUCAGUUUCAGUAUCAUUCGAUGGUAGAGUUUUCACUGCAGAUAGCGAAAACAAAAGAAUCAUGCUCACAUUAGCUGAUAACUCAACUAGUACUUAUUUAACUUUAACCAACAAAAUUACUGCAGUGGCCACUUUUAAUAACUAUUUACUGGUAACCUUUGGUACUAACGUUUUUCAAUAUGACACAACAAAAGAUCUAUCAGAUAAUCUAAUUAAUUCUGCCAAUGAUUUCGCAAAUCCACAAGCAAUUGGAUAUUCAGAUAAUGGAACUGAUAUAUUUGUUGCUAAUACUUUUGAAUAUGAAAUUAAUACUUUCAAAGCUGGAGAUUCAGCUUUUUCAGCACUGAGAAAUGUUGGUAAUUAUAUUGUUAAUCAAGAUAAAACAUUAGCCACCAAGAUGAAAGUAGAUACCUUUGGAAAUACCAUGUACUUUUGGAAUUCUGAAUUAUAUUUUACAGUUUUUAACAUUAUUUACAAAAUCAAAACAGAUGGAAAGAUAGAAAGAGUAAUUGGAUCUUAUAGUAUUGCCACCGAAAAUCCUGAUUCCUACGAACGAAUUGCUCUUAUUCCUUCAGACUUUGUAAUUAAGAAUGGCAUUAUUUAUUCUUCUUCUUUUCAAAGUAUCCGUAUGAUUGAUCCCUCAAACAAAUCCAUUUCAAUAUUUGCCGGAUCGUCCAGUAGUUCCAACUUUGCAGAAAAUAUUCCUGCACUCAAUACUACUAUGAAUUGUUAUAGAAUAGCAGUUGAUAACGAAUAUUUGUACUAUUUUGAUUUGGCCACUGCAAAGAUUAGAAAGAUUUCAUUUUCGACGAGAAUGGUGACCACAGUUGCUGGAGGCUCACAAAGUGUUAGUAAAACAUCUCCAUCAGUCCCUCUUGAUUCACCAGUUUUCGCCAAUGCCAUGACAGUUUCACCUCUUGAUAAGCGAAUUUAUUUCUUGGACGAUACCAGUUACUAUCUCAAAACUAUAACCUCAACUUCCAUUAAUUACCUCGGAACUGUUAAAAAAACUGGUUUAGCCAUUGCUUCUGAUGGAACUAUUUUUGUGGGAGGAAGUUUGGGAGUUUCUCGUUUCCAAACUGGUGGUACUUUCACAAACAUUACACUGCCAUUCCUUUCUGCUGAUCCCUCUCGUAUUAUUUAUGGAGAAAAUGGAGAGCUCUACGUUUCUGAAAGGAGAAAUAUUUACAAACUAACACCAUAUUGUGAUAGUGGAUAUUCUUUGAACAUUACAACAUGUACACCAAUUUGUUAUGGAGCUGUUGGAUCGAGUUCAUGUGGUGGCCCACUUCAAGGAAGCUGUAUUGCUCCAGAUACUUGUCAAUGUUCUUCUACAUGGAGUGGUUCUCAAUGUUUAAUUUCAACUCCAGUAACUUUGAAUUCAACAAGUACUAGUGGUGGAAGAGUGGAUAGCAAUAAUGGACAAAUCGUUCUUAUUGCAGUUCUUGUACCUGUGUUAGUUGUGCUGUUCAUUACAAUUUUGAUAGUUGUAAUUGUUGCAUUUGUGAUUGCUUAUAUGAAACUCAAGAAACAAGGAUCAACUGUAACCAAUUCUGUUGUGAAAUCUCGUCAAAACUUUGAAAUGAAGGAUGCUAAUGCCAGCACUUUUGAUCAAAUUUCUGAUUUCCCAACAGAUGACAGCUUUUUCAGACCUCUCAGCAGUAGCAUGUCUUCUGUUACAAAUAGUGAAGCAACAUUUGAUCCUCUCUCUAGAUACAAAGAAUUAACCAAGAUUGGACAAGGAGCAUUUGGAAGUGUCUUCAAAGCAUUUGACACCAAAACAAACAAGACCAAAGCUCUGAAAAUUAUUAAAUUUAAAAGCUUUGGAGAGUUGAACGCAAUCAUGAAAGAAGGAAUGCAAUUGAUGAAUAUCAGUCAUCCAAAUAUUCUGAAAGUGAAUGAUUUAUUUGUGGACAAGCAGGAAAUUCUCUGCAUGGAUAUGGAAUUUUAUGAGAAGGGAGAUUUAUCUGCAUUCAUCAAACCUGAAACUCCUUUCUGUGGUGAAGUCAUUGUCAAACAAAUAGUGUAUCAAAUGUGUAGUGCUUUGGAUUUUGUUCACUCCAAUUUGAAGGCCAUCCAUCGUGAUGUUAAAUUGUCCAAUAUUUUCAUUAAGAGUAUUGAUGAUACAAGUAUUCAUACUAUUCUUGCUGAUUUUGGUCUUGCAAAGGACAAUCAUGCAUCAGCUAUGCAAUCAUAUGCAGGAACUCCACUUUACAUGAGUCCUGAACUUGGAUUGGGAGCUAGUUAUAAUUCCAAUACUGAUAUUUGGAGUUUGGGAGUAACAAUCUACCAACUCAUGACAAAGGAUAACACAACAGCCAUCAGUCACAUGUACCUCUCAAAGGAUGAAAAACAAGUUUGUGAAAUUCUCCACGACAAGAUGAAACAAACUUCUAAUUAUUCAGAAGAACUCAUUUCCAUCUGUUUGAAAAUGCUCACCAAAGAUUCAUCAUCAAGACCAAGUGCCAAGGAUAUCCUCAAAGAUCCUUACUUUUCAAAGUAAAUAAAAUCAUAUUUUUAUCUUGAA
Messenger RNA from Naegleria gruberi, 4218 nucleotides. Its product is annotated as serine/threonine protein kinase. Gene Ontology annotation, biological process: protein phosphorylation. The coding region runs from base 1 to 4194 and encodes 1397 amino acids. The record is from RefSeq and is a predicted model, not a curated record. The transcript has 5 exons. Gene Ontology annotation, molecular function: protein binding; protein kinase activity; ATP binding. Lineage: Eukaryota; Heterolobosea; Eutetramitea; Acrasida; Naegleriidae.